Molecule: messenger RNA, 1439 nt
Organism: Malania oleifera
Lineage: Eukaryota; Viridiplantae; Streptophyta; Magnoliopsida; Santalales; Ximeniaceae
Exons: 3
Coding region: 467-1210 (247 amino acids)
Source: RefSeq, a predicted model, not a curated record
UUUUAAGGAGCUUCUGUAAUUUUGGAAGACUGGACAUUGCCUUUGCGCAGUUCUAUCAUUUCUAAUCAAAGCACCACACAAUCAUUCUUUUUCAGUCAACAAACAAAACCCAAAGAAAACUCAGAACAAUGCUUCCAAUUGAUAAGACCUCUCACUCAUUCUAAACCCUUUUUUGACUCUUUUUCUGUUUGGGUUCUCUGCCCUUCUUUUCUUUUUCUUUCUCUCUCUCUGGACCUUCUUCUUCUUCUCGGAUUGCAUGUGAAGGGCAUCUCUAUAUAGAUAGAUCCGUCUUUUGUUUAUCUUCUCAGCAAUCAAUCAGAGAUGGAUGGUGGUCUUUACUCUUUACCAGAAUAGAUGACAGCAGGGAAAUGACAGUAGCUGCUCGCCUGCUCUGUUACCUGAAGUGACCUCGUUGGACUUAUUUUACUAGAAUCAAACAACGCUAGUGAACAGCUACUCGGCACCCAUGGCUCAACAGGUGCUCUUUUUUAUUUUUUAUUUUUUGUCUUCUCUCGUUCUUUUGAAUCUACCCUUUUAUGGGCUUGCGUCUCAGAUUUCUGGACUCGCUGAUUUCUUCAACGAAGAGGGAUGGCCUCUGGGUUUGCAACCUUUGAAUGUGCGAAUUGGGUUAGCAAGAAACCCUGAGUUUUCUGGGUCGAUAUCAUUCAACACCUUACUCACAGGCUCUCCAAGCUCCUUCUCUGAUUCUUCCUCAGAUUUAGACACAGAGUCAACGGGUUCAUUCUUCCAUGACAAGAGCAUCACACUUGGGAGCCUCAUAGGCGUAUCUAGCAUUAUAGAGCGCUCCAGAAGAUCGGUGAGGGCAAGAGGGCAAGAAGUUUUGAAAGACAAGAAGAGCAACAAGUCCAAAACUUGGUUCUUCUCUCUUUGCCCAACGGAUACCACCGAUGCUGAGAGCGUGAACAACCCAACCCCAUCACUUGGGCAAUUCCUUGCAGUGGAGAGAAGAGCUGCUAACACUGACAGUACCGGAAGGAAUCAGAGCCCUUCCUAUUUCGGACCCGAAGAGCUUGCCUUUGCUCCUCAGCCUUCUGCAGAGGCAAACUCACUAUUUGUGGAUGGCCGUGUUGCUCCCCCUCAAUCAAAUCCAUUGUUAGGUGCAGAAGUUGAGAGAAGAGAUGAGAAAUCAGGACUAGAGCAUGGAAUUCCAGUACUUUUCUCAUGUGUGUGUGGACAGCCCAGCCAUUGAAUGAAUAUAGCCAAUGUCUAGUAGAACUUUUUCUAGUUUUGUGAUUCUCAAAUUGGUCAUUAUAUUUCACCUGCUGGAUAAGAAUAAACUGCCAUUUCCAUUGCUUCACCCCCCCCCCCUCCCUCGUCUUCUUCUUUCCAUAGGGAAUUAUCAUGUGCAUUUGAACCGUUUUUGGUGUUUUGAAAAGCCAUUUAAAGCAUAUAUUUCAUAUUUGUGCCUUCUUUUCUAA